UCGGCUCCGUUCCGAACCGUGUUCGCGUCGCUGUCGCUGCAUAUGACCGACCGGCUUCGGUUCCUGCAGUUUCCGCAGGAGAUCAUCACGGCGGUUCAGAAUAUCAUUACGAACGUCUGGAGUCGUGGGAUCCAGGAUACGAGGCUAUAUCAUGGUUCUUAUGAGAUCAAACUCCGCGGUAAUCCAUGUAAGCGGAGCGGAUAUUCGGAUGACGCCGUUCACUCUCGGCGGCUGAUGAACCAUAUCCUUGCGACGCUGUAUCAGCACGGCUGGAUCCUGUCCCUGUCGACGGACAUCAGCAAGAAGGCGAUGGACAAGGACACUUUGAUCUUCCGCAAGCAGGAUCCGCCUCCUCGACCAGCGGAGUGGUUUAGCAUCUCGUUCUCGAAAACCGAUCGGAUCCGGUUCAUCGAUGCACCGCAGCAGUUGGUCUCGAACAUGAUCGCGCUCUUCCAGAAGGAGACCCAAUCUCAUGCGUCGUUCCGGUUGCCGCAUGUUUAUGAGUUGAAGAUGAACGGUUACCCAUGGAUGGCUAGCGGAUCAGACACCAUGUAUGCACGGAGCUUGAUCCUGAAGCUGAUUGAGGGACUGGAAUCACAUGGCUUCACGGUGUAUGCGAGUAUCGACCAGAAGACUGGAACGAGUUCAGAUAACCAUAGGGGCGAGACGGACACGUUUCACUGUUGCAGGCAGAUUGGCUGGCAGCCGGGGCUUCCAGUAUUCCAU
Molecule: messenger RNA, 726 nt
Organism: Eremomyces bilateralis CBS 781.70
Lineage: Eukaryota; Fungi; Ascomycota; Dothideomycetes; Eremomycetales; Eremomycetaceae
Exons: 3
Source: RefSeq, a predicted model, not a curated record